Molecule: messenger RNA, 2456 nt
Organism: Clupea harengus (Atlantic herring)
Lineage: Eukaryota; Metazoa; Chordata; Actinopteri; Clupeiformes; Clupeidae
Gene: tbc1d10ab
Product: TBC1 domain family, member 10Ab
Biological process (GO): regulation of GTPase activity
Molecular function (GO): GTPase activator activity; small GTPase binding
Source: RefSeq, a predicted model, not a curated record
GCACCAAUGGUACAGGAGGUGCGCAGCUGCAAAAUACAGAGGCAUCGUCAAGCUGUUUCACUUGAUUGUAAACACUGCGUGACUUGCUACGUCGUUACAUGGAGUAGUGUAACUUGCGAGGUAGACACUGAUAUAAAACUGAAGUAUUAUCUAUCCGGUCUAUUAGAUUGACCGUGAACAUAAUCUUAACAUACCAUACAUUUAGUUGCAAUGCAGUCAAUGGACACAGCGAUAUUUAUUAAUUUGCAUGCUAGCUACGAUGGCUAGCAAGUAAGCUUUGCCUUUGAAAGGUAACGUUAACGCUAUCUCCGUAGAACAGACUUGCCGAGCUACACAAAGUUGCAGGUAACUUAUUUAAAUGGCUAACGAGGUAAUGAUAGAAUAUUUUAACCGCACGAUUGAACGUCUACUUUAGUGAUACGGUAUCUUUACAUAGCUUGCAAGUUUUUAUUGAAUUCUAUGUCUUGGUACCAGGUAUGACACCAGCUACGCUAGCCAGUACUGUUAGCCAGAGCUGGCUAGCUAGCAAGCUGUCUGUCAUAUUGGGAUGACAGCUGACCAUGGAAAAGUAGUCUCGUUUUCUGCUCCUGUAGCAUCCUAGAUAACAAGUGUGUUUAUUUGCCAAUUUUUAGAUAAUACAACCGAUAUUGGUGUAAUAGCUAAAGCUCUUGAGCGGUUGUUGCCAGAACAGUACAUUGUGGUCUAUUAGCCAACUAACUGGAUAGUCCAACUGUUUUGAACAUGAAGUUCCAAUUCCACUGCCAGCUAAAGAAACGUGACGUCGUCCAUAUAUUUUUAUCGUAGUUCUUGCAUAACAGUCGGAAAUUAUCAGAUUAUUUUCGGCAUCUGUUUGUUUCUGGAAAGGGUUCCAGAUUACAGGCUACUAUCGGUGCCUUUAUAAAAUAUUACGCCCUUCUAAACGUAGUCAUCGAUACGUUGUCAAAAUGGCCAGAAUUCAACAAGGGAAUGGAUUGCAGUCGAGUGAAUCGAAAAGUUUUAAAGGCACCACAGAGAGCCUGGCCAAGCAUGAGGACAACUCAUCCGACUCCGAUGUCAACGGCAUUGAUAACGAGGUACAGACGGACAAAUACGGAUUCAUUGAGGGUGCCCAGCAGUAUUCUUCAAACUCCGCUGAAGACAUUCCUCCAGAGAUCCUGAGACAAAGGGAAGCCAAGUGGCUGGACAUGCUCAACAACUGGGACAAGUGGAUGGCCAAGAAACACAAGAAAAUGAAGGUGCGUUGUCAGAAGGGCAUCCCUCCGUCCUUGCGUGGCCGUGCCUGGCUCUACCUGUCCGGGGGGAAGGUCAAGAGGGAACAGAACCCGGGCAAGUUCCAGGAGCUGGACAGUCAACCAGGUGACCCACGCUGGCUGGAUGUGAUCGAGAAAGACCUGCACAGACAGUUCCCUUUCCAUGAGAUGUUUGUGGCACGGGGAGGCCAUGGGCAGCAGGAUCUGUUCCGUGUGUUAAAAGCCUACACUCUUCACCGGCCCGAGGAAGGCUACUGCCAGGCCCAGGCUCCCAUCGCUGCGGUUCUACUCAUGCACAUGCCUGCCGAGGAUGCAUUCUGGGGUCUGGUGCAGAUCUGUGAGAAGUAUCUCCCUGGAUACUACAGCGCUGGCCUGGAGGCCAUCCAGCUGGACGGGGAGAUCCAGUUCGCCCUGCUGAAGCGCGUGUCUCCCGUGGCCCACCGACACCUGAAGAAGCACAAGAUCGAGCCCAUCCUCUACAUGACGGAGUGGUUCAUGUGCGCCUUCUCGCGCACGCUGCCCUGGGCCUCCGUGCUGCGCGUCUGGGACAUGUUCUUCUGCGAGGGGGUGAAAAUCAUCUUCCGGGUUGGGCUGGUGCUGUUGAAGUGCAUGCUGGGAACUCAGGAGAAGCUGAAGGCCUAUCAGGGCCUGUACGAGUCCAUGGAGCUGCUGAGGCACAUAGAGCCGCGCUACAUGCACGAGACCUUCUUGGUGAACGAGGUGGUGGAGCUGCCGGUGUCGGAGCGGGACAUUGAGAAGGAGCACCUGGCCCAGCUCCGGCGCUGGAAGGAGACGCGCGGAGAGCUGCACUGCAAGUCCCCUCCCAGAAUGCACGGCGCCCGCGCCAUCAUGACCGCCGAGCCGCCCAGCCGGCAGGACCUGCGCCAGAAUCCCACCAUCAUCGUGGAGUCGCCGGUGGCGACGGCAACCACCACCACCACCGGGAACGAGGGAGGCCGCGGCUCGUCCGCCGAGGACGAGAAGGGGAAGAAGAGCAAGAGGAAGAAGAAGACGGGGAAGGAGGAGGAGAGGGAGAAGGAACAGGAACAGAAACAGGCACAGGCACAGACGGCAGAUGCCGUGCCGCCGCCACCAGCAGCGGAGGGGCCCAGCCCUUUCCCUGCGCUCGCCGAGCCUGAGGACAUACCAAGCGUCCUCGGGUCCCUCCAGAGCCUGAGCAGCGUGGAGCACGACACCUACCUGUAG